Trichomonas vaginalis G3 is the source of this 576-nucleotide messenger RNA. RefSeq names its product Fip1 motif family. The transcript has a single exon. Gene Ontology annotation, molecular function: RNA binding. NCBI's taxonomy places the organism in Eukaryota, Parabasalia, Trichomonadida, Trichomonadidae. Gene Ontology annotation, cellular component: mRNA cleavage and polyadenylation specificity factor complex. Bases 1 to 576 code for a protein of 191 amino acids. The record is from RefSeq and is a predicted model, not a curated record.
AUGUCUUCAGAGCAAGAAGCUGAAAAACUAACUGAUGAGGAAAAGCCAAAGGAUGAGAAUCCAAUAGAUGAAAAUUCUAAAGAAGAAGGUAAUGAUGAAUAUGAUAGUGAUGAAUAUGGAUCCGAAGAAGAAGAAUCUUCAGAAUCAGAAUCAGAUGAUAUCGAGUUAGAUCAAGAUCUUAACGUCCAGGCUCAAAUGAGUGCUAUUGCAUAUUCAACACGCGCAUUAAUUCAACCAGGUCCACUUAAUAACUACGAAGCUUGGAUUACUCAAUCAGAUAUUGUUACUCAAGGCAGCAAAAAUCCUUGGGAAAUUAUUAAUCCAUCUGGUGUUCAUCCACGUAACAACAAGAAAUCUAUAUUUUAUUACGAUCUUUCUGCUUUGCCUAACGAUGUAGAGUCAAAGCCUUGGACAGCUCCAGGUGCUGAUAUUACAGAUUGGUUUAAUUACGGAUUUACAGAGGAAACAUGGGAAGAAUAUAGAAAAACUAUGCUUAAUCGUAUCAAGAAUAUUGAAUACGAACAAGAAAUUAAGAGCCUUACUGGAGAUACACGUCAACAAGUUAAACGAAAUUAA